AUGUCAAGAAUUACUGCUUUACAAGAUUAUUUAUCUAGUUACAAUGCACAUGACAUCACAAAAAUAAACGAUUUUCUUCAUCCGAAAUGUCGUGUAAUAUUCAAUGGUCAUUUAGUUCUCGAUGGCGCGGAAGCAAUGCGUCACACUUAUGAUAACGGUGAUGAAGAUCGUAUUCGUGCUUUGAUCAGAACUACGCAUAACAAUCAUCUGAUUGAUGUUACAUACGUCUUCGAACCAAAUGAAAAUGGCGAUGGGAACAGUAAACAACGAAUGAUCGAACAUAUUAUUCAUUCGGUGACGCAUAAUCGAGAUGAAAAUAAAUAA
Molecule: messenger RNA, 324 nt
Organism: Adineta ricciae
Lineage: Eukaryota; Metazoa; Rotifera; Eurotatoria; Adinetida; Adinetidae
Source: the annotation of a GenBank genome assembly